AUGACGAAGCUGGCGCAGUGGAUGUGGGGUCUGGCGCUCCUGGGCUCCACCUGGGCCGCCUUGACCAUGGGCCCCACCUUGGGCCUGGAGCUACCCUUGACCCGCCGGGAGGUCCUCUGGCCACUGCCCGCCUAUUUGCUGGUAACUGUUGGCUGCUUUGCCCUGGGCACCGUGGGUUAUCGCGUGGCCACUUUUCAUGACUGUGAGGACGCGGCUCUGGAGCUGCAGACUCAGAUCCAGGAGGCCCGGGCCGAUUUAGCCUGCAGGGGUCUGAGCUUCUAA
This is a messenger RNA of Elephantulus edwardii (Cape elephant shrew), 282 nucleotides long. RefSeq names its product dolichol-phosphate mannosyltransferase subunit 3-like. NCBI's taxonomy places the organism in Eukaryota, Metazoa, Chordata, Mammalia, Macroscelidea, Macroscelididae. Gene Ontology annotation, cellular component: endoplasmic reticulum membrane; dolichol-phosphate-mannose synthase complex. The transcript has a single exon. Gene Ontology annotation, biological process: GPI anchor biosynthetic process. Bases 1 to 282 code for a protein of 93 amino acids. The record is from RefSeq and is a predicted model, not a curated record.